This is a messenger RNA of Westerdykella ornata, 1600 nucleotides long. RefSeq names its product alpha-L-arabinofuranosidase protein-like protein. The record is from RefSeq and is a predicted model, not a curated record. Lineage: Eukaryota; Fungi; Ascomycota; Dothideomycetes; Pleosporales; Sporormiaceae. The transcript has 4 exons. Gene Ontology annotation, molecular function: alpha-L-arabinofuranosidase activity. Gene Ontology annotation, biological process: polysaccharide catabolic process; L-arabinose metabolic process. Bases 17 to 1429 code for a protein of 470 amino acids.
CCGAAUCUCCAGACACAUGGGCCGCUGCAUCUACACAGGCCUCUACGACCCCUCCAACCCGCUCUCCGACCCUACCACCGGCUUCCGCAAAGACGUAAUGGCCGCCAUGAAAGAACUCCGCGUCCCCGUCGUGCGAUACCCGGGCGGCAACUUCGUCGCCACGUACCACUGGCUCGACGGCGUGGGGCCCAAGGAGCAGCGUCCGAAGCGUCCCGAAUUGGCCUGGCUGGGCGUCGAGAGCAAUGAGUUUGGCACCGACGAGUUUAUGAGGUGGUGCGAGGAGGUCGGCACGGAGCCGUAUCUGUGUUUGAAUUUCGGGACCGGCACGUUGGAUGAAGCCCUCGGAUGGCUCGAGUACUGCAACGGCACGCAGGAUACCUACUAUGCAAACCUGCGGCGCAAAAACGGUCGUCAGGAACCCUACAACGUCAAAUACUGGGCCCUCGGCAACGAAUGCUACGGCCCCUGGCAAGUCGCCCAGCUCACCAAAGAAGACUACGCCAAAAAGGCCUACCAAUGGGCCAAGGCGCUCAAACUCCUCGACCCCAGCAUCACGCUGAUUCUGUGCGGCGAGACGGGGUUUUCCAGCUGGGAUUACUACGUGCUGAAGGAGUGCGUCAAGUGGGACGUCCAUGGCCUCAGCGGAGAUAAGACGAAGAGCUUGAUUGAUAUGCAUUCGAUCCAUUUGUACACGGCGAGUGAGGAGCAUUUGAAGAAUGCCACUGCCCCCAGAGCAGCCGAACGCGCCAUCCAAAUGGCCAUGUCCUUCAUCGACCUCGCGCGCAUCGAGAACAAAGUCCCGCCCACCGUGCCCCGCCAAACCAUCUGCUUCGACGAAUGGAACGUGUGGGACCCCGUCCGCGCGCCAGGCGAGCAGGGCGCCGAAGAGAGGUACACGCUGUCGGACGCGCUGGCCGUAUCCGUCUUCCUCAACGCCUUCAUCCGGCAAGCCGCCUCGGUAGGAAUGGCCAAUAUCGCGCAAUCCGUCAACGUCAUCUCCCCGCUCCUUACGACCCCGAGUGGCCUCGUCAAACAGACUACUUGGUGGCCGCUGCUGCUGUUCUCGAAGUAUAUGCGCGGGCAUACUGUGGCGGUAAAUGUGCGGUGUCCGGAGUACACGGGGCCGACGAAGCCCGAGUGGAUAAGGGGAACGAUUGAAACGCCCUUCUUGGAUUGUAGUGCCUGUAUUAGUGAUGAUGGAUGGGUGAGCCUGGCGAUAGUGAAUGUCAAUGAAGAGAGGGAUUAUGAGGUUGACCUCCAGGGAGUAGCGAAAGGGGACGUCGAGGUACAUGUGGUUACUGGAGAGCAAGUGCAUGUUGUCAACACGGAGGAGGAGCAGAAGGUCGGGAUUGAGGAGAGCAGGUGGAACGGUGAAGGAUCGUUCGUGUUCAAGAAGCACUCACUGACGAUCCUAAGGUGGAAAGCGUAGUAGUAACCGGACAUGACGGCCAGGAGAACCCGGCUCAAGGUGGUCCUAUUGUACCUAAGAUAGACAUUCCCAGCGUUUUGUGAGCUAUCAGUGAAACGCCCCUAUCAACAUGGCCAAAAGCUAUUCACAGGGUAAUUCAGGCGCUAUCCCUUCCUGUAUUCCGCAGUAGCA